Messenger RNA from Enterobius vermicularis (human pinworm), 1215 nucleotides. Lineage: Eukaryota; Metazoa; Nematoda; Chromadorea; Rhabditida; Oxyuridae. The record is from the annotation of a GenBank genome assembly.
AUGGAAAAGAAAAAGGAAAGUGAUCGUCGAAAUCCCCGUUUGGUUAGAGCAAUUGAAAAUAGUGAGGAAAAUGGUUUGUGGGUAAGGGCUGCAGGUUGCGGUGGACCAAGAUGGAAGGGGAGGGAUGCUGUUAUCAAAGUUAUUAGUGAACUUGCCCGAGAGAUUGCUAGGAAAGACGGUGAAAUUGAAAUCUUGCGUGAACGAGCUGCUGAACAGGACAGAUUAGUUCGGGAACUUCUUUCGGUAUUGCGGUCACACAUGUGUUUACGCUUCACUUUUAUGAAAUUUGCUAAGCACUUUAUUUCCAACUACUCUAAUGAAGAGAUUCGGUGUCUCCUUUGUGAUCAGCUAGAUGUUAUCAGGGAGCAGGAGAAUAAUGAACUUUUCCGUAAACUUUUUGCGGAAGAAUUGACCAACUGGUCUUACCAAGAAGUUUUUCCCGAUGGUCAUAAUUGCCUCAACGCUUUUAGAGCUACAGCCAAUUGCUCAAAUGACCGUGGUAUUGACUGUUACUGUAAAGAGUGCAGCUUACCAAAUAUUUUGAAGGAUACUAACCUUAUAGGGCAAAUUCACUUUCUUUUCAAUGAGUUAGUUUCUUUGAUGGUUCUAAUAAUGACGAGAUACUCAUCGCAGGAUGGGUAUGGUGAGGAACAUCCAAUAGUCUUUCUUAAUCGGCAUCAGGAAUCAAAAGAAAUUCUAAGAAACACCUAUCAUUUAUCGUCAAAUUCUCAUUCGGGAACGGGUAGAACCAGACAUCGCAGUGGGUCUGGUGAAAGAUCGCCGAACUCUUACAACGCAUAUAACCUUCGAAAUUCCGCUCACUUGAGUCAGGGGCUACUAAGGGAACAAGUUGAGGAAAGUGAACGUAGAUCUAUUGCACAGGUAAACGACGAAGUACGUUCUAGGCAAAAGGAAGGUGGAUCUUGCCACCGAAGCUUUUCAGAUGCCUUACCUCAUGUCCCGAGAAAUGUUAAAGUUAAUGAACCAAAAUUUCCAGCAGUUGAUAAGGUUGCGCAAGGUGAUUUUCGAUUUAUUAGGUCAGCAUCAGCUGAUUUGGUGCAUAGCGAUAAAGUUAAAACUGCCGUUCAUCUGAAAUCAUGUGGACCACUCUUUCAGAAGUCUAUUACUCUUUCUGUUAAGUAUGCGUCUCACACCAUACCGAGCAUUUUUUCGUUUGAUUUUGCAGAAUUUUUUCAAAACAUAAAUGGAUGCUGA